AUGACUCCAUUCCAUUCGAAGAAGCGUGAGCCAUGGCAGUGGCAGCUCCGCUCGUCUCAGAGCUUCAUUGUCUUUGUGGUCUCGUUGGCCAUGUUGACGGACAUGUUUAUGUACGGCAUGAUCGUCCCCAUCAUGCCCACGGCCAUCGUGACUCGCGCAGGCGUUCCGGAUGAGGAUAGGGUAUUCUGGACGAGUGUCCUCCUAAUCUGCGAAUCCGGCACGGCCUUCCUCACCAGCCCUCUAUUCGGCUACUUUGUCGAUAUCUCGCAAACACGCCAAUUCCCCUUCCUCGUCGGCUUGAUGCUGCUCACUAUAUCCAUGAUAUUCCUCACCGUCGCGCGGUCCAUGACAGGUUUUAUCAUUGGGAGACUCCUACAGGGUGGUGCCGCUGCUAUGGUUAAUGUAGCGGGAUUGGCUCUCGUCGUCGAUGUGGUCGAUAAGGAGCAUCUAGGCGAGAUACUGGGAUACUUGGGCACCGCUAGUAUGAUUGGCAUUAUCUCGGGACCACCACUGGGUGGGUUGGUCUAUCAUGCUGGUGGGUACUACGCCGUGUGCACUCUGGCGUUUGCCAUGAUUGCCGUCGAUCUGGUUCUGCGGGUAGUGGUUAUUGAAAAGCGGGCUGUUGAUCGACUAGUCAAGCCGGUUGAUCCACCUGACAUUGGCAAUAGCGAUGAUGCUAUUACGGAGGUGUCUCGAAAUAGGUAUGCGUCGUUCCCUCGCGAUCAAAUCGAGGAUACCAUACCCCAACCCGGGGGCAAGGGGGGCUUUGCUAUUUUGGCCUUGUUGAAACAGCCACGCAUGUUGAUCACGCUGUGGGCUUUUGUGGCAGAGGGAAUUGUCACGGCUUCUUUUGAUGCUACAUUGGUCAGUUUCGUAGAGAAGACGUUUGGAUGGGGCCCUUUCGAAGGAGGGAUAGUCUUCCUCUUACUCGCCAUUCCGGCGCUCUUUGACCCAGUAUUCGGAAAUCUAACAGACCGCUACGGUGUCCGCAUAAUGGCCAUCCUCAGCUUCGCAACCGCAACCCCCGUCCUCCUCAGCCUCCAAUUCGUCCAACAAAACACCCUCUCCGACAAAAUCCUCCUCCCAACCCUAGUCACCCUCGCCGGCCUUGCCACCGAUCUCGCCCAACCCGCCCUCUUCCUCGAAACCCAAUUAGUCGUCGACAGCAUGGAAGCGUGCAACCCAGGCGUCUUUGGUGAGAAGGGCGCUGUGGCACAGGCUUUCAGCUUACAGGUCAUGGCGAGCUUUGCGGGACUUAUGCUGGGGCCUAUGGUGGGUGGGUUUCUGAGCGAUCGGUUUGGGUGGUCUGCUAUGGCGUGGUCAUUGGGAUUGUUGACUGCUGUUACUGUCGGGCCAAUGGUGUUUCUGAGUGGUGCUGGUGCUGGUUCCUAUAGUGCUGGCGCCGGUGCCGAUGAUGCCGAGGCGCAGGCUACGGAAGGGCAUGGAGAGCGAGAGCCCCUAUUGGAAGGCGCACAGUGA
This is a messenger RNA of Aspergillus chevalieri, 1479 nucleotides long. RefSeq names its product MFS transporter. The transcript is spliced from 6 exons. Gene Ontology annotation, biological process: transmembrane transport. Gene Ontology annotation, molecular function: transmembrane transporter activity. The record is from RefSeq and is a predicted model, not a curated record. Bases 1 to 1479 code for a protein of 492 amino acids. NCBI's taxonomy places the organism in Eukaryota, Fungi, Ascomycota, Eurotiomycetes, Eurotiales, Aspergillaceae.